AUGUUUGACUACCGCAGGGCCAGGAAGCAGCCCCCAGACGACGAGGACCUGACCGAGGCCGAGGUCCUCAGUGCGGCCGCGCCGGGGGACGAGGGCGGCGUCGCCCUCGGGGACGUGGUCCAGCUCUACUUCAGGCACUCGGGCAUGGACUGGGGCGAGCUCGUGAGCCUGCGGGUGCUGUCGCUGUCGCACAACGAGCUGGCGGACAUCCGCCCCGUCGCGGACCUGCCCGUGCUCGCCGACCUGAACGUGAACCACAACCGCAUCUGCGACCUGUCGCCCGUGCUGCUGGCGGCGAACAACCGCGUUGCCUCGCUGGAGGGCCCGGGGCUGAAGGUUCUCCGAAGGCUGUCCCUCUUCUCCAACGAGCUGAGCGACCUGGACGCGCUGGUGCUGCAUCUCGCCUCGCUGCCGGCGCUGCGGUCCCUGGACCUGGGCGGCAAUCCGUGCUUCCAGGACGCCUCGCAGCGCUACGGCCUGGUGCGCGCCGUGCCGCAGCUCGCGGAGCUCGACGGGGAGCGCCUGGGUGCCGUCGACCGCCAGCUCGCGAGCGAGUUCUUCGAGUGCGCUCAGGAGGUCGGCUUCCAGGAGCGCCCCCUCACGGCGCAGAGGCCGAAGACGUCGCCGCCGGCGCUGGCGCCCCAGGCGCCUGCCGCGGCGGGCGCGGCCGGCGCCUUCCCCGGCCUCACGGCCCUGCCCGUGUGGCGCCCGGACGGCUCUCCCGCGACCACGGGGUCCAGCGCGCCGCCGGCCUCGCCGCGGAGGUCGCCCGAGCUGGAGCCUCCCCAGCUGCCUGACGAGGACGGGGGCGACCCCGCGGAGAGCGUGGCGAGGCUCACCCGCGUCGUGGAGGCCUACCGCCUCCGCCUGCACACCAUCCAGGUGGACUGCGAGAACCUGCGGCAGCAGGCCAGGGACGCCAGCUCGGCCGAGCCGGAGAUGGGCGCGGCGUGCCUCCGGGAGCGGAUCGCCGAGCUGGAGGAGGAGAACCGCCGCAUGCACGAGGCCGUGGCCGAGAACGCGCGCCUGCGGGCCCUCGUCGAGGAGAAGGAGGCCGAGGCGGCAGCACGCCGCCUUGCCGCGGGGCUCCCCGAGGCGCCCUCGCGCCCCGGCACGGCCGCGGGCGCCAGGCCGGGCACGGCCUCGGGCGCCAGGCGCGGGGAGUGA
Prorocentrum cordatum is the source of this 1167-nucleotide messenger RNA. NCBI's taxonomy places the organism in Eukaryota, Dinophyceae, Prorocentrales, Prorocentraceae. The record is from the annotation of a GenBank genome assembly.